AUGGCAGCGGCAGCUCCAGAUCCUCCAACAGUCAAACCCGUGUCCCCACCAUCUUCGCCACCAGAAGAUCCAUCGGAGCCAGGAAACAUGCCGUUGAAGAACCCUCCCACAUUAUCUGCCAGGUUACCAGCAAAAUCCUUUGCGGCCUCCAAUUGCGACUGUGUAAAAGUGGCGGCUUCGUCCACCUUGUACGCGACAUAA
This is a messenger RNA of Ogataea philodendri, 201 nucleotides long. RefSeq lists its product as uncharacterized. The transcript has a single exon. The coding region runs from base 1 to 201 and encodes 66 amino acids. The record is from RefSeq and is a predicted model, not a curated record. Lineage: Eukaryota; Fungi; Ascomycota; Pichiomycetes; Pichiales; Pichiaceae.